CUUCGCGACAUUAGGCCUCAGUGACUCUCAUUCCCGUGAACUGUCUCGUCAAGAAUGUUAAGGUGAAUCUCGUACUAUUUCGCUCUCUAUUCCACAUGUCUUCGCAUCAGACGCGUCUUUCGUCGAAGCAGCACCCACGACGCGUGGACUUCACAUCCCAGCAAGAUGGAGGCAUCGGCCUGGGUGCGGCUACGCAUCUCGAAUGCUGGACCGCGGGCUCCCCCACUGUUCCUAAAAACCUCAUUCAUAUCACGAAAGUACACAAUAUACGUCACGGAUCUCAGCCGCGUUUGGUCUGAGCAGCUGGACGAGCAUGCUAUCAAAGAGCGCGGUACUUCAGAGGACAAUCACUUUGGAAAUAUCGACGAGUCGAAUUUCGCUGAUCUUCUGGAGACGGUUGCCUCCGCCCUCGAGCAGUCCAACGGAAAUAGCCACAAGAUCAUCCCAGAGGGUACCGAUGAGCUAAUCCUACAGGCAAAGCUGGUCUUGCCUGAGCCUCUGGACCCCUUCAAUUGGAAGUUUCACCUCGAACUUCUCUCGUCAGAAGACAUAAGCAAGCAAUUGACGCUGCCACUUCUUGCCUCAUCGUUCACGCACAGAAGCCAGAUAAAUGACUUGGUCCAUAAUCUUCAAGAGAAAGACAAAGUUAUCUCCAGACUCCUCGAUCAGCUAGAUUCAAUCAAUGUUGGCCUGUCAACCGUUUUUCCCAGUAUCACUGGGUUGAGAGCCUCCAAAAAGACCAUUAAGCGGGACCAAGCAGCCAAGCACGUACCCGGGCUUCGCACCUUCAACGAAGAUGAGUGGCGCUCAACCUCGAGAUUAUGCACCGUCACGCCAUCGACGAUAGAUGAAGUGAUGGAAAAUAUGGCUACUGAUGUGCAUGUGGGUCUUUUGGGCGAUGUAGAGAUCGGAGAUCAAGACAAUCUUUGGUGGACCCAUCUCAGCGAAUUCUCCCAAUCGAAAGAGGUUGCUGGGUCUACUAAAGCUGAAUCAAUCGAAGAUGAGGCCAUGGAAACCGAAGAUGAUGGCGAUGAAUUCCAGAGACAAGCCACGCCACCCCACCUAAAGAAAACCGAAACACGUGAGAACGUGAAAUCAAACUUUUGCCCCCACCAGAAGAAUCACCGCCAGGACCUUGAGAACGAGGACGAUUCCGGCGACGAGACGACGGAAGACGAGGAUUUGGACGCUCCGCCGAAGGCAAUCAAGCAGGAGCCAUUAUCCCAAAACCCAACUGAGCACAUAACGAAAUUAAACAUCGACAAUCAAGUACCAGUAGAGAUUUCGGUACCACCAAAGCCUCGGAGCAGAUUCACGAUUGGCAAACCAAAGAAGGCACCUACACUAGAAAGCACGCCACAGCAAGAGCAGGCGGAUGCCAUACCAAGCUUGCGUGGACAGCCCGUAUCCGACGAGAGCGCACCCACUAGAGGAAGCUCUAUUCCGCCUAAACCCGCGCGGAGUCGUUUCAAGAUUGGCGGGAAGAAGGAUGACGCAACGCAUUCGAGAGGAGCAACGCUCUCUCGCACACCAGACCCACAUGCAGUUGUUGAUCACGAGAGUAGCAGCGGUCGGAGCAUGGCCUCGACAACAAAACCCCGCGUAUUAGAUGACCCUCCGCAGGAUAAUUCUACUGGAUCUGAGAGCAAAGUGGAAGCGGCACCUCUGAAGCCGAAGGCUCGGACGCCAGAACCAGAAACAGCUGAGGAGAUCGCCGACCGGAGGAGGCGAGAGUUAAAGCGGUUUCAGGAGACCAAACCUGCCCCAAAGAAAAAGAGGAGGUUAUAGUUGAAUUACAAGUGUUGCACAUGGACUCACCUAGUGUAGAACGGGCUUUUCAGAGGCGAGGUGAGUCCAUGGUCGGCUAUUGAUGCCGAUGGAAUGAAAUACAGUUGUAGGUAGUUAAGAUUGCAUGUCCAGAUCGGAAGGUUUGGGAUCUUCGCAUUCUUCCCAAGUGAAAAGGCAUGAUUAGUAGCCCUCAAAUAUGGACACUGUGACUGGUAGGUCGGAUGAAGCGUGGCAGAAAUGUGAAUGGCCUAGUGCGCAUUGCACUACAAGAAGAAUCGGUGAACGUGGCUUAUGCUAUAGGUGUCAUUUUUUUUUUUGAAACUAGGGAUAGUAGUCACUACCAGACGCAAAAGUCCAUCGUGGGAGCCGCUGGUGAGCAUC
Molecule: messenger RNA, 2169 nt
Organism: Mytilinidion resinicola
Lineage: Eukaryota; Fungi; Ascomycota; Dothideomycetes; Mytilinidiales; Mytilinidiaceae
Product: XLF-domain-containing protein
Exons: 2
Coding region: 166-1788 (540 amino acids)
Biological process (GO): double-strand break repair via nonhomologous end joining
Cellular component (GO): DNA ligase IV complex; nucleus
Molecular function (GO): DNA end binding
Source: RefSeq, a predicted model, not a curated record